AUGUGCCCCAUAGGCCCCCUCACGCCGCGGCGGCGCCCGCAGAUCUUCAUCGUCUACUUCAUCGCGGGGCUCAAGAAGCUGGACGCCGACUGGGUGGGCGGCUACUCCAUGGGCUCCCUGUCCCGCCACUGGCUCUUCGCGCCCUUCAAGCUGGUGCUGUCGGAGGAGGCCACGAGCCUGCUGGUGGUGCACGGCGGCGGGCUGCUGCUCGACCUCUCCGCCGGCUUCCUGCUCUUCUUCGACGCCACGCGCCCGCUGGCCCUCGUCUUCGUCACCUACUUCCACUGCAUGAACUCGCAGCUCUUCAGCAUCGGCAUGUUCCCCUACACCAUGCUGGCGAGCAGCGGGCUCUUCUGCGAGCCGGGCUGGCCGCGGCGCCUGUGCGCGCGCUGUCCCGC
This is a messenger RNA of Nothoprocta perdicaria, 398 nucleotides long. It is a transcript of the gene GGCX, whose product is annotated as gamma-glutamyl carboxylase. The annotation marks the transcript as partial. The transcript has 4 exons. NCBI's taxonomy places the organism in Eukaryota, Metazoa, Chordata, Aves, Tinamiformes, Tinamidae. The record is from RefSeq and is a predicted model, not a curated record. Gene Ontology annotation, molecular function: vitamin binding; gamma-glutamyl carboxylase activity. Gene Ontology annotation, biological process: peptidyl-glutamic acid carboxylation.